AUGGCUUCUGCAAGCGUAAGAUAUACUCUGGGUGACCUCAACAAAGAUUCAUUCGUAAACCUUUUGUCAAAGCUGAUCGGAGAGUCCAAAUACGUUCAAAAUAAUCCGCCGGAGCUUAUUCCGGAGGAGGACAGGAUCGUGAGGCACGUGCUGGACGCGCUCCUCCCCUACAGCACCAUCACCGGCGGCGGCCCACUUGUCAUUAACCAUGUUACCUACAAGCCCAAUAGAGGGAAUCUCAUUGUAGAGUACCCUGGAUCUCAGCCGGGAAAAAUCUUGUCAUUUGUUGGCAUGCAUAUGGAUGUUGUAACUGCCAACCCUUCUGAUUGGGAUUUUGAUCCUUUUACGAUGAGCAUUGAUGGAGACAAACUUCGAGGUCGUGGAACCACGGAUUGUUUAGGGCAUGUUGCUCUUGUAGCUGAACUAAUGAAGAAGUUGGGGGAGACGAAGCCACAACUGAAGUCUACCGUGGUUGCUGUCUUUAUUGCCAGUGAAGAGAACUCGUCUAUCCCUGGAGUUGGCGUUGAUAAAUUAGCAAAGGAUGGAUUGCUUGAUAAGUUAAAGCAUGGCCCUCUAUUUUGGAUUGACACAGCAGAUAAACAACCAUGCAUUGGUACCGGUGGUAUGAUACCAUGGAAACUUCAUGUUUCUGGGAAGCUUUUCCACAGCGGUCUAGCCCACAAGGCCAUUAACUCCUUGGAGCUAGCUAUGGAAGCUCUUAAAGAGAUCCAAUUACGGUUCUACAGAGACUUCCCUCCCCAUUCAAGAGAAAAAGUUUAUGGGUUUGCAACACCGUCGACCAUGAAACCCACACAGUGGAGUUAUCCUGGGGGUGGAAUCAAUCAAAUUCCAGCUGAAUGUACAGUUUCAGGGGAUGUUAGGUUAACUCCAUUUUACAGUGUAACAGAUGUGAUGACUAAGCUUCAAAACUACGUUGACGACAUGAAUGCCAACAUAGAAAAGCUUGAUACACGAGGCCCUGUUUCAAAGUAUUUCCUACCAGAUGAGAACCUCAGGGGAAGAAUUACUAUUAGUUUUGACGAGGCAAUGUCUGGAGUUGCUUGUAAUCUUGAUUCAUGCGGAUUCCAUGUAUUAUGCAAAGCUACUGAAGAGGUAGUUGGGCAUGUAAAACCCUAUUCUAUCACUGGCAGCUUGCCACUCAUACGGGAACUGCAGGAGGAGGGUUUCGAUGUUCAAACUUCUGGCUAUGGGUUAAUGGCGACUUACCACGCUAAGAAUGAGUAUUGCCUUCUAUCUGAUAUGUGCCAAGGCUAUGGGGUUUUUGCUAGUAUCAUUUCACAGUUAGAAGAUUGA
Molecule: messenger RNA, 1314 nt
Organism: Fraxinus pennsylvanica
Lineage: Eukaryota; Viridiplantae; Streptophyta; Magnoliopsida; Lamiales; Oleaceae
Source: the annotation of a GenBank genome assembly